GGCCCCGCCUCCCUGUGCAGCGCCGAUCGCGGGGCACGUUCUGGGGUCGGGCUGGCGCGUUCCUGCGGCUCGUGUAGCUGCCGCCGUGGGGCGCCCUGGGAUAGCGGCAGGCUCGCCGGAUCUUGACCCGUUUCCAAGCACUCCUGAUGCCUCAUUUACCUCUGGCUUCUUUUCGACCACCACUUUGGGGGCUGAGGCCCUCACGGGGCCUCCCCAGGUCCCAUCCCCUUUCUACCCAGUCAGAGCCCCAUGGAUCUCACAUCACCCGGAGAAACCGUGAAGCCAAACAGAAGCGCCUGCGAGAGAAGCAGGCGGCACUGGAGGCCGGGAUAGCCCGGAAGAGCAAGUCACCUGCAGAAUCCAGUAAGGCCUGGACUCCUAAGGAGAUAGUUUUAUAUGAAAUCCCCACGGAACCCGGUGAAAAGAAAGACGUCUCACAGCCCCUGCCUCCUGCCUACAGCCCCCGAUACGUUGAGGCUGCCUGGUACCCAUGGUGGGUGCGAGAAGGCUUCUUCAAACCGGAAUAUCAGACCCAGCUGCCCCACGCCACAGGGGAGACCUUUUCCAUGUGUAUCCCACCUCCCAACGUCACUGGCUCCCUACACAUCGGUCAUGCACUAACAGUGGCCAUACAGGAUGCCCUCGUGCGCUGGCACCGGAUGCGUGGGGAUCAGGUGCUGUGGGUCCCUGGUUCAGAUCAUGCAGGAAUUGCUACCCAAGCUGUGGUGGAGAAACAACUGUGGAAGGAGCGACGAGUGAGGAGACAUGAGCUGAGCCGGGAGGAAUUCCUUAGGGAGGUGUGGAAGUGGAAGGACGAGAAAGGUGGAGAGAUCUGUGAGCAGCUCCGAGCUCUAGGGGCCUCCCUGGACUGGGACCGAGAGUGUUUUACUAUGGAUCCUGGCUCCUCAGCGGCUGUGACCGAAGCUUUCGUGCGACUCCACAAGGCGGGGUUGUUGUACCGGAACCGGCAGCUUGUCAACUGGUCAUGCGCUUUAAGAUCAGCCAUCUCGGAUAUUGAGGUGGAGAGCCGGCCCCUGCCUGGCCGCACGGAGCUUCGACUGCCCGGCUGCCCCACCCCCGUGUCCUUUGGCCUCCUUGUUUCUGUGGCCUUCCCCGUGGAUGGAGAGCCUGAUGCAGAGGUCGUGGUGGGGACCACAAGGCCAGAGACGUUGCCUGGAGACGUGGCUGUGGCCGUUCAUCCUGACGACUCCCGAUACACACAUCUACACGGGCGACAACUUCGUCACCCCUUGACGGGGCAGCUUCUCCCCCUCAUCACAGACUCUGCUGUUCAGCCACAUGUGGGCACAGGGGCAGUGAAAGUGACUCCAGCUCACAGCCCUGCUGAUGCUGAGCUGGGGGCCCGACACGGCUUGAGCCCCCUGAGUGUCAUUGCGGAGGAUGGGACCAUGACCUCCCUCUGUGGGGACUGGCUGCAGGGUCUUCACCGAUUUGUGGCCCGGGGCAAGAUUAUGUCUGCACUGAGGGAGCGGGGUCUGUUCCGGGGCCUCCAGGACCACCCUGUGGUGCUGCCCAUUUGCAGUCGUUCCGGGGAUGUGGUAGAGUACCUGCUAAAGAGCCAGUGGUUUGUCCGCUGCCGGGAGAUGGGGGACCGAGCUGCCCAGGCUGUGGAGUCCGGGGCCCUGGAGCUCAGUCCGUCCUUCCACCAGAAGAACUGGCAGCACUGGUUUUCCCACAUUGGGGACUGGUGUGUCUCCCGGCAGCUGUGGUGGGGCCAUCGGAUUCCAGCCUACCUAGUCGUAGAAGAGCAUGCAGAGGACGGCAGGAAGGACUGUUGGGUGGUUGGGCGGACAGAGGCCGAGGCCAGAGAGGUAGCUGCAGAACUGACAGGGAGACCAGGGACCGAGCUGACCCUGGCGAGGGACCCUGAUGUCCUGGAUACAUGGUUCUCUUCAGCCCUUUUCCCCUUUUCUGCCCUGGGCUGGCCCCAAGAGACCCAAGACCUUGCUCGUUUCUACCCCCUAUCACUUUUGGAAACGGGCAGUGACCUCCUGCUGUUCUGGGUGGGCCGCAUGGUCAUGUUGGGGACGCAGCUCACAGGGCAGCUCCCCUUCAGCAAGGUGCUUCUUCACUCCAUGGUUCGGGACAGACAGGGCCGGAAGAUGAGCAAGUCCCUGGGGAAUGUGCUGGACCCACGGGACAUCAUCAGUGGUGUGGAGCUGCAGGUGCUGCAGGAAAAGCUGGAGGAUGGGAACUUGGAUCCUGCGGAGCUGGCGAUCGCGGCUGCCGCACAGAGGAAGGACUUCCCUCAUGGGAUCCCUGAGUGUGGGACAGAUGCCCUGAGAUUCACCCUGUGCUCCCAUGGGGCCCUGGGGGGCGACUUACAUCUGUCUGUCUCUGAGGUCCUGAGCUCCCGACAUUUCUGCAACAAGAUCUGGAAUGCCCUGCGCUUUAUCCUCAAUGCUCUAGGGGAGAAAUUUGUACCCCAGCCUGCAGAGGAGCUGUCCCCCUCCUCCCCUGUGGACGCCUGGAUCCUGAGCUGCCUUGCCCGCACUGCCCGGGAGUGUGAGCGAGGCUUUCUGACCCAAGAGCUCUCGCUUGUCACUCACGCCCUGCACCACUUCUGGCUCCACAACCUCUGUGAUGUCUACUUGGAGGCUGUGAAGCCAGUGCUGUUGCACUCGCCUCGCCCGCCAGGGCCUCCUCAGGUCCUGUUCUCCUGCGCGGAUGUCGGUCUCCGCCUCCUCGCCCCGCUGAUGCCCUUCCUGGCCGAAGAGCUCUGGCAGAGGCUGCCCCCCAGGCCUGGCACGCCCCCUGCCCCCAGCAUCUCUGUUGCCCCCUACCCCAGUGCCCGCAGCCUGGAACACUGGCACCAGCCCCAGCUGGAACAGCACUUUUCCUGGGUCCAGGAGGCCGUGCAGGCGCUGAGGGCUCUCCGAGCCACGUACCAGCUCACUAAGGCCCGGCCUCGAGUGCUGCUGCAGAGCUCAGAGCCUGGAGAGCAGGGCCUCUUCGAGGCCUUCCUGGAGCCCCUGGGCACCCUGGGCUACUGUGGGGCCGUGGGCCUCUUACCCCCAGGCGCAGCAGCUCCCUCCGGCUGGGCCCAGGCCCCACUCAGUGACACCAUUCAGGUCUACAUGGAGCUGCAGGGCCUCGUGGACCCCCAGACCCAUCUACCUCUGCUAGCUGCCCGAAGACACAAGUUGCAGAAGCAGCUUGAUGGCCUCAGAGCCCGGACCCCAUCAGAGGGAGAGGCAGAGACUCAGAGGCAGCAGAGGCUUUCUUCCCUCCAGUUGGAAUUGUCGAAGCUGGACAAGGCAGCCUCUCACCUCCGGCAGCUGAUGGAUGCGUCUCCCAGCCCCAGGGAGCCCUGAGCUCUAACUUAACAUCCCUGGCGCUUUCCUUCCCUCCCAGACCCACCCUUGAGGACAAACAGAUCUGGCAGCUGUCAGGGCGUGAUGGGGCCUGAGAGACCGUGUGGUCCACCUCUCUCAUUCUGUAAAUGAGGACACAGACUAGCUCGGUCAGCCUGCCUGUGGGUGGCCUCGAGAUGCUCACGUUCCUGCCCCAGUCUCCCUCCUAUUCAGUCCCACCUGGAAGUUUGGGAAUGAGGAAAUUCAGACAAACUUAUAAAAUCCUGAACACGU
Equus quagga is the source of this 3608-nucleotide messenger RNA. RefSeq names its product valyl-tRNA synthetase 2, mitochondrial (gene VARS2). The transcript is spliced from 30 exons. The coding region runs from base 147 to 3335 and encodes 1062 amino acids. Gene Ontology annotation, biological process: valyl-tRNA aminoacylation. Gene Ontology annotation, cellular component: cytosol. The record is from RefSeq and is a predicted model, not a curated record. Lineage: Eukaryota; Metazoa; Chordata; Mammalia; Perissodactyla; Equidae. Gene Ontology annotation, molecular function: aminoacyl-tRNA deacylase activity; valine-tRNA ligase activity; ATP binding.